This is a messenger RNA of Entelurus aequoreus (snake pipefish), 4416 nucleotides long. RefSeq names its product kelch repeat and BTB domain-containing protein 3-like. The transcript is spliced from 10 exons. NCBI's taxonomy places the organism in Eukaryota, Metazoa, Chordata, Actinopteri, Syngnathiformes, Syngnathidae. Gene Ontology annotation, molecular function: protein binding. The coding region runs from base 278 to 2221 and encodes 647 amino acids. The record is from RefSeq and is a predicted model, not a curated record.
AGUACCGUACGAUUAAAACGACAAAAACGAACCUGAAACAUAAAAUAAUACGACAUAUAUGCAUAUGAAGUGUUUUAAUAAACAUUAUUUCAAUACUUCUCUCGAAAUAUUAUUCCAACUGCUUCUCAGCUAAAGUUUUUGAGCUUAGGUUGGUUAAAACAACUACAUCUCCCAUAAGUCAUUGCGGCGUCUUCCGCCGAGCACAACAAAAAAGCCUCGUAUGUCUGAAUAUGUCCCGAUUAUUUAUUCUGACCUCUAUUAACUCGCUGUUAAUAUUAUGUUUACACAACGUUGUACGUCAAAUGGUAAAAAUUGGAUUACUGAAAAGUAUAAUUUGACGGAUUCCCUGGCAUUCCGGAAGUGCUUCCGGGAAGAAGGAAGAAGAACCGUCCAGAGUCCUCUCACUAUGGCGGAUGCAAAAGAGUCAUGCAGAGACGUCCCAGGGCGACAAACACUGCUGCAGGUGUCCGACUCCUACGGACGCCAGUUGCUGGGUGUGCUCAGAUCCUUUCGAGAGCGAGGACUUCUGUUUGACUUCACCAUAAAAGUCCAAGAGCACACCUUCCCCUGCCAUCGCUGUGUUCUUUAUGCUUGCAGUGAUUUCUUCCGGGCCAUGUUUGAGGCGGACAUGCGAGAGCGGGAUGAUGGUUCAGUGACACUAUGUGACCAGAGUCCAGCGGUGCUGGGCUCCUUCUUGGACUUCGCCUACUCUGGCCACAUUCUUAUCACGGAAGGAAACGUAGACUCGCUCUUUCAGCUCGCCUCAUUUUUACAGGUGUCACUCCUGUCCAGAGCGUGUAGUGACUUCCUGGCGGCGACGUUGGAUGUCGCUAACUGCUUGUCACUCUUAAACCUCGCCGAGGCGUACGGCUCGGUCGCCCUGCGUCAAAGUGCCGCCGACUUUGUGGUGCGCAACUUCCACGAGCUUUCCGACGUGCGAGACUUCGUGGAUAUGCAGGUGGACGUGUUGGAGGAAUGCCUGAGGUCAGCCGCCCUGGGCGUGCCCAGUGAGGAGGCUGUGGUGAUGUCACUUCUCAGGUGGAUACGUGGAGAUCUUCCUGGGAGGCAGAAGCUGCUGCCUGGGUUGUUAUCUCUCACCAGGCCUCACCAUCUCCCUCCACCGGCACUCCAGACCCUUCUGGAAUCAGACGCUCUGCUGAGGAGCGACGAGUCCUGCGUGGCCCUGCUCACCGAGGCUCAGAGCAGACAGAGUCAGCACUUUGGACUGUUCACCGACGCCAGGCCCGCCACCACCCGGACCUACAUUUAUGUCCACAAGACGGAGGGCAACGGAGAGACCUGCCACUCUUUCUGCUACUGUGUGGCAACAGACCAGUGGAAGGAGCUCUCAAUGAGCCAUGGAGUAACAGCCAUGCCAGACCCACCAGGCUCACACCUGACCAGCUUCGCUGAGAAGAUGUUUGUCACUGGGGGUUGCCGUGGAAACUGUCGCCCUGCUGUACGCCUCCAUGUGGAAGAGUCUUUCCACGACGCCACCAACGAAGUGUGGUGCUUCUGUCCCGUCACAAGGACCUGCACGCCCGCCCCGGCCAUGCUGAAGCCCCGAACCAUGCACACAGCCGUGGUCUGCCUAGACCGCGUGUAUGUCAUUGGGGGGCGGACCCAGGGACCUAGCGGGUGUCUUCACAGUCUGCUAGAGGUGGAGUUUUAUGAUCCGCUGAACAGGCGCUGGUUUCCGGUCAGUCCUCUGCCGACCGCAGUCUUCUAUCCGGAGGCCAGUGCUUGCGGCAACAAGAUCUACACUCUGGGAUCACAGGCGGAGAGAAGCGACUCCUUCAACCCCUCGCUGGACUGCUUCUUCAGCUACCAUGCCCAACACGACCAGUGGAGCCGCCUGGUGGCAGACACUGGUCAGUUCUUCCACGCGGCGCUGGUCAAAGCGGUUUCCAUUCGUCAGACUCUGCACCUCUGUGACCUGUCCACUCACAAGUUGUACAGUUUCUGCCCUGAGACAUGUGCGUGGAAGGAUAAGGGAUCCUUCGGGUGUGCAGGGUUCAACGCUGAAGCAGUGGGUACCUGGGACAAAAUCUACAUCCUGGGUGGCGACUAUUCCCCCAACGAGAUCACAGAUGAAGUCCAGGUGUACCACAGUGACAGGGGCCAAUGGGAAGAGUUGUCCUCGAUGCCCAGAGCGUUGACUGAAUUCCACUGCCAGCUCAUCAGCUUCAACAGGCACAGUGACCCCUGGUGUGACCUUUGAUGCACAAACUACACAAACGUUGAAACGGUGGUUAGCAUGUUGGCCUCCCGGUCAGGAGAUCAAAGGUUCAAAACAGACCCAGUAACUCCACGGUGACGUUGUGGUGAAUUUACUGAGGAAUGUGUGAAACAUUACAAAAAGACUGCCAUUAAAGGCCUACUGAAAUGAUUUUUUAAAAUUUAAACGGGAAUAGCAGAUCCAUUCUAUGUGUCAUACUUGAUCAUUUCGCGAUAUUGCCAUAUUUUUGCUGAAAGGAUUUAGUAGAGAAAAUCGACGAUAAAGUUCGCAACUUUUGCUCGCUGAUAAAAAAAAAAGCCUUGCCUGUAGCGGAAGUAGCGUGAUGUCACAGGAGCUAGUAUUCCUCACAAUUCCCCGUUGUUUACAAUGGAGCGAGAGAGAUUCGGACUAACUUUAUAAGUUAGCCCGUGCCGUAUUGGCAUGUGUUGCAAUGUUAAGAUUUCAUCAUUGAUGUAUAAACUAUCAGACUGCGUGGUCGGUAGUAGUGGCUUUCAGUAGGCCUUUAAAAGUUAAUAAUACUAAACAGACACUUGUAAACAUGUUAGCUGAUUAGCUAAUCCUAAUAACGCUAGCUUGAUUACAUUACAAUAGCAGGUACAAAUAUGCAUGAAAGCACUCUUACAGAUAUCACACACGGGAUGGUUUAGUAAGUAUGAAUUGUUUUAGUUGUAUUGUAAAAACUUACAAACGCCGCUUGGAGUGAUGAACGAAGAAUCCGUACGAGUAGACACGCUAUAGACAAGUAAUAGACGAAAGGGGAUAUACUUCCGGUUCAAGGCACGGAACAGAAAGUGGAUUUUCAACCCGCAGCAGUGAGCGAACUCGCCCAAAAGAUGGCGACGUAGCACAAACAUUGAUAACACACCUUUUCAGUGUGUCUGGUGAAUACAAAACAUGGCCGUUGGCGAACAAAAAUUAAUGAAUCAGCCGCACAGUUUUAUAAGCCACAGGGUUCAGAGCGUAGGUAAGAAGUAGCGGCUUAUAGUCCAAAAAAUACGGUAGAUUUUUUUGCAUUAUCUAAAAAAAAAAAAAAAAUGCAAUUUCGGUAGACAUUUCGUGUGAAUGCUGAAGAGCCAAAGCCGAAUAGAAAUGCUGGCCAGAUAGUGUCGAGCAACUAAAAAUAUGAGCUAAAAAAGCUAACGUGCUAACAAUAACAUGCUUACAGUUAGCAUUAGUGAAAUACCAGAAUAUAGCUGAGAUGACGCUGCUACCCAGUAUCUGGAAAUCCAUUUCUGUGAUGUUUUGUUUGUUAAUAAAUGUUAAUUUUUUAAUAAUAAAAUGUUAUUUUUUUAUGUAACAUUUAAAAAUAAGCUAAUAACUGUGCUGUCCAGUUGAGUCUCUCUUGCAAUGCAGUUGCGCUUCCAAGACAUUAGGUGGCAGUACUGUAAAGGCUAUUUGUAGUAUGUUGUCUAAUGAGGAAGUAGCCUUGAAUGUGUUAUGUUGCGCCCUAAAAAGUGUUCAUACUGUAAGUAUCGUACUUAUUACGCACCAGCUGUUUAUAACAUCCAUCUUAGUUGUAGUUUUCAUUGACACUUUUGAAGAAUACAAAUAAGACAAUCAACAUAACAUUAAAGUCCAUUUUGAAUGAGAAGAAGCAGUAAGAAGUUCAAACCUUGUAUCUGGUGUUGAAAUUGUCAUGUAAAAUUGCUAAUGCUAAUCAGUAGCAAAGCCAAUGUGUAUUAACAUCAAGCUAGUGCAUUUUUGGAAAAGUGGACCCUUGCUUUACUUACUUUGGAGCGUUUUUGUUUGUUUGUUUUAAAGUUGUUUGCUCUGUUGGCAUCCAAAAUUGAAACGUUACUAUAGAGCAAAACUUUACACUUUGCAUACAUAUUUUGCUGUUUGUUACAUUUUUGUUGUAUUUUGCUUGUUUGUAUAAGAUACACAAUUAUCGAGGAGCUGGUCUGAGAAGUAAAAGAGGAGCGAUGUUCAUAUGUUGUUAAUAUUCAGUGUUUUAUUGUUCAUAGUUAAUAUUGUAAAUCCCACUGUCUUUAUUUUAAUGUACAUUUUGGGUGUCCCAUUCAGUAAACUAUAAAAUUCUAUUUCGUCUUUUUGAGAUGGUCUGUCAUAACUUUUUUAGAACUCUAUCGGACAUUGUGACGUUUGGUAUUAGUGUUCCUGAAAAAAAGGGAGCCAAACACACAUACUGUACAGCAGAUUUUUACAGCUAAAUGUGUAUA